CGACAAGUACAAGCGAUUUUUUCCGUCCUGAUUCAAAAAGAGUUGGUCGACGACAGGAAGAGGGCUGUUGCUGGAUAUAUCAUGUGCGUGGCGGUUUCUUCUGGAAUCGGUCUCUUACACGAGCUUGUGUCCGCGUAUACGAGGCACCGGUGAGCUCGCUGGAGUGACCCUGUAUUUUCGAUCGCCAUGCGCUCCGUGUUGCCUCACAUUCCACUCUUUUUUAGGUCCUCAUUGCCUGUGCACCAGAACAGUGACUGCGAAACCUUCUUUGCACAACUGUUAACAGCAUUUCAGGUGUACGUGCGGAGAGGCGCGUCUGUGGAGUCAGCUGUAUCUCCACCUUUAGAAUCGGCGACCACAAAGACGAAUGCUGAAAUGUCUGCUCUCUCUGCUACGGAUUAGGUUGUAAUUCGACUCCUCUGCUUCGUUGGCGUAUUCCGGGUCAGUUCUGCAACGACGGACAGAACCUUUUGUCGAAAAUUUAACGAAGGAGCUGGGGUGGCACUCAACGCGGGAGAUAGCGGCAUAUCGGUAUGUCUUGCGUUGUGGCUUUGAGUUUUCCACAGCAAACGCCUGUCUUCUGAUGUCAAAGAAACCCACCAUAUAAAGUUCAAAUUGUGGAAGAAGUUGUGAAGACCGAAACUGGAACGAUCCACAAUUUUUAAAAACAGAGCUCGGAGUCGUCCAGCACAAAGGAGGGCGGGUGGGCUCUUCUGGAUGUGCCAGCCCUCAGCUGCGCUAUCACCGGUACAGGCUUUGUUCAGACACUCUUUUCCUGUGCCCGGAGCCGUUGGGUCACCAAGCCCCUGAUGGUUUCUCUGGUGGAACACAAUGGCAGCAUUUAGCGCGGCCCUCGCAGCGACGAGGUCAUCGUCCCCAUCCGUUGGACCUGUCAGUAGUGCAGCUGGAAGAGACGGAUUUUGCGCUCCUUACGAGAGUAGUACCACAUCGUCCCCUAUGCUUCCCGCCUCCAUUCCAACGAACAAAGAGCUUCUGAGUCUUCUUCUACAGCAGCAAGACUGGAAGGACGCCGCCGUGUUCCGGGCCCUGGAUGGCGCAAUCCUUGCUUCGACAUUUCCUCUGACGGUAGAAGAAACUCAAGGUAUCGCGGCUAUCUUCGAUUCCGACCGCUUCACAGCAGUGGGGAAGGGCAUUCUGCUCCAAGGGGAGCGAUACGAAGUUUUCUGUUUCCACCCACCGCUUAUCUACGGUCGCCGCGGUAGUGGAGCAAACAGCGAAGGCAUUGCUCUGGUCAGGGGCGUAGGGCCGGACGCAGAGUCGCUUAUCGUCAUGGCAACGUACAGUCCGCCAAUGGUCAGCGCGUGCGUCGUCCCUCAGCUUACCACUUUCUUCAGAGCUUACCUUGGAUUGAUUCCGCCAAUCGCCGUUCCUCCCCUUUAUGAGAAAUUUCGGAAACAUUAGCAUCUUCAAGGCCAAGCAAACCGGGAUGUCUUCUGAACUGUGCCUUUGCGGCGAUUGUAACACUGCUCUGAGUUUUUUGGAUGCUACAUCUUGGAGUCACGACUCCCAUUUUCCCGAAGAAAGUCAAAAAUAAAUCCCGGCGCCUUGCCUGCGACCGAGGCAACGACGUCUUUCAGAAUGUACAACAAUGUUGCAAGGGAAUGCGGCACAGCCGUUUUUUGUAUACCUGUGGCAUUUCCACACACGUACGUUUUACCUGCACUUUGCUUCUGGAAAGUACCGCAUCUGCGAAUGUAUAAAAAGGGCGCAUGCACCACUCGAAGUCACGACAGCAGACGGAAGGAAACUAGACCGGAAGAACGUUGCAGCCCUUAGGGGCAGUGAGGGGACAAAGCAUCAACAUGUUUCUCUUUUGCCUUUCAGACGUUGAGGAAAAUGUAUGUGCCGUGCUUAUUUUCAACAAUUUGCAGCAGUUUUUCACCGUGUUCCACGUUGUCGAAUGUCGCAUAUCCGAAUGUGCUGAUCGGGUGGGGUUGUCUUCGGGUAUCAAACAAAGAACACGUUAAAAAGGAAGUCACCAUAUACCGUCUUGGAACCCCUUGUCUUUUUGGAAUGUUGGUGUGGCGCACACGGAUGAUGUUGGCGCCGGGCUGUGGAUCCACCAGACUGGAAUGAGUCGUUGUCUGGUAGGUAUAAGUGGAGGCGCAAGAGCAUUCGCCUUGUCUUCACCGUGGGGUUUUUCAAGGAAUAGGUGUGCAUUCAACGAUUUCUGAGUGAGUGCAUCUUGCGUUCUGUCACCUGUUCGCUUUUUACGUUCUGUCAUUCUCUGACGAGAAAAGAGUUUAUAGUGUUGUUGAUGCAGAAGGUCACUUGCACUAUACACGUGUUUACUGGUUUGUUUGACAUUUUCCCGGCUCCUCUACCAGGAUCCGGAAUUGCUUCGAUGAUUCGAAACCUUGUAAGAGGAGCUAUUUGAAUGUCUCGUGACUAUGAUUUCACGCAAGGGUCCAGGAAAAAGAAGAAAGCCGUCUCAUGUCAUUGUCAUCCCCUCACGAUGCCCGUAUAGGGUAAUGUACUCAUGGUGGAGAACGGCCGUGCUAUUUAAUAUGAAGGUUGGAACAGUAUCACGUGACCCAGCCACCGUCUAUAUAGGUCGCGCAUUGUCAGAAA
This is a messenger RNA of Toxoplasma gondii ME49, 2592 nucleotides long. RefSeq lists its product as hypothetical. Bases 832 to 1422 code for a protein of 196 amino acids. NCBI's taxonomy places the organism in Eukaryota, Apicomplexa, Conoidasida, Eucoccidiorida, Sarcocystidae. Gene Ontology annotation, molecular function: actin binding. The transcript has 5 exons. The record is from RefSeq and is a predicted model, not a curated record.